Messenger RNA from Closterium sp. NIES-65, 1314 nucleotides. The record is from the annotation of a GenBank genome assembly. Lineage: Eukaryota; Viridiplantae; Streptophyta; Zygnematophyceae; Desmidiales; Closteriaceae.
AUGGGGAACCCCGUCAAACCACAGCUUGUGGCGGUUCCUCUCAUUCUCUUUCUCGUCAUCGGCUCUUGCACUGCUGCCGCUCAUCCCUGGCGACGUGCUCUCGUCCGCAACGACAACGCUGUCUCGUGGAAUGCCGCAGCCGCAUAUACCAACAGCCGCACCGCACCUCGCGGAGUCAACUCCAAGGCUGCGACGGUCGAACAGAGGGUGUCAGAGCCCCUCGUGUAUUCUGCCAGAGGCGGCGCUGCUGGUUCCCACGCGACUCCCAGUUGGAGUCAGCACACUGCUGCCAGUCGCGUGGGAACCGCUGCCCCUCACGCCGUCCAUUACGCGGCCACUCCUGACGCCGCCUCUCACGCCACCCCUCAUGCUGUCCAUUACGCGGCCACCCCUGACGCCGCCUCUCACGCCGCCCCUCACGCCGUCCAUUACGCGGCCACCACUGACGCCGCCUCUCACGCCGCCCCUCACGCCGUCCAUUACGCGGCCACAACCCGCGGCGCUCCUCACGCUGCACGUAACGCCGUGAAUCACGGCUCUCACGGACCUGGAAACGCCAACCUCCCUGCAGCAGCGAAUCAGCAUCGAGGUGGUGUUUCCCGCCAUGACGGUAACGGUGGUGGAACAAUCGCCGUCAACGGCGCAUUCCGCGCAGCCAGCGCGAACGACGUGGCGAUCCAUCACCGCUCCAGCCACGAGCGUCACACACGAGACGAGCGCAGCAGUGGCGGGCCAGUGGGGUGGCACAUCCAGCCCAGCAGCAGUGGAGGCUUUACUGGCGGUGUACUGGCGCCUCCACUCUGGUCCUUGCCCCGCGACAGGCCACGCUGGCCAUUUCACAAGGCAGGAGCUUCUGAUGUGGCGUUCCACAGGAGGAAUGGUGGCGGCAACAGCAAUGCGCGCGGCGCUAAUCACCCGGGCAGCUAUCAGCGAGAUGAUGAUCUGGCAUGGGACGACGGAGUGGCAGCAACGGCACAGGAGUGGGCGAACGAGCUGGCGUCCAAAGGGUGCCCUCUGGAGCACGGCGGAGCAGAGGGGCUCGGGCAGAACCUCUACUGGCUGUCACCCGCAGGGCUGACCCCCCAGGAGGACCGUGGGGCAGUGCAGUCAUGGGUGGAGGAGAAGGCGGACUGGACCCCCAGCCCCAUUCCCGACGGGUGUGCGGACGGCAAGAUGUGUGGGCACUACACGCAGGUGGUGUGGCGCGACACCACUCAUGUCGGUUGCGCCUCUGCUCAGUGCCCCGAUGGCUCCGGCAUGUGGGUCUGCAACUACUCGCCCCCAGGCAACUUUGCCGGCCAGACUCCUUUCUAG